AGCUAAAAGGCUAUCUCGCUUCUUGUAUCUCCCGAAACCCAAUCAAAUCAAAAUCAAUGGUGCCAUAGUAGUAGUGAGUGAGUGGGGGACCGACCACCAUUAAUGCCUGUUGUUUUUCCAUGACCUUUCUCCACCAAACUGUCCUACUCCCCUCUCCUCUGCUUGGGCUUUUCCUUCCCAGUUCGCUCCACCGCCUAUCCCAGUUUUUCUCGUACUCUCUCCCUUUUGUCUUCUUCACCCAUCCUCUCUUUCAGUCCAAGCACACCGAGUGGAGGGAAAGGAAAAUGAUGGGGGUAGAGGGAUCCACUGAAUUCACAUCCCCGCCAGUGCAUCACCACCGCGUUCUUCUCAUCUCCGCCGGCGCCAGUCACUCCGUCGCCCUCCUCUCUGGGAAUGUGGUUUGCUCCUGGGGAAGAGGCGAGGAUGGACAGUUGGGUCAUGGGGAUGCUGAAGAUCGACUCUCCCCCACGCAACUCAGCCGCUUGGACGGGCACCAGAUUGCUUCCGUCACUUGCGGUGCUGAUCAUACCACUGCCUACUCCGAUUUGACCUCCGAGGUCUACAGUUGGGGAUGGGGAGAUUUUGGCCGGUUGGGUCAUGGUAAUUCUAGUGAUCUGUUCAUCCCUCAGCCCAUCAAAGCAUUGCACAGUCUUAAGAUCAGGCAAAUUGCUUGCGGGGACAGCCAUUGUUUGGCAGUUACAAUGGACGGCGAGGUACAAAGCUGGGGAAGGAAUCAAAAUGGUCAGCUUGGUCUAGGAACCAUGGAAGAUGCUCUCGUGCCUCACAAAAUUCAAGCUUUUCAGGGAAUCCCAAUUAAAAUGGUUGCUGCUGGUGCUGAGCAUACUGCAGCUAUCACAGAAGAUGGAGAACUCUAUGGAUGGGGCUGGGGUCGAUAUGGGAACUUGGGCCUAGGUGAUAGAAAUGAUCGCUUAGUUCCUGAGAAAGUUUCUCUAGCUAAUUUGCAGGAAGAGAAGAUGGUAAUUGUUGCUUGUGGAUGGCGGCAUACGAUAUCUGUAUCUUCUUCUGGUGGUUUGUACAGCUACGGGUGGAGCAAAUAUGGUCAACUAGGUCAUGGAGACUUCGAGGACCAUCUCACUCCUCAUAAACUAGAAGCUCUGAAAGAGAGUUCUAUAACUCAGAUAUCAGGUGGCUGGAGACAUACCAUGGCUGUGACAUCGGAUGGAAAGUUAUAUGGCUGGGGAUGGAAUAAGGUUAGCAAUUUCUUAUUGUUCUAGUGUCUGUUUGUACAGUAAACCAGUUCUCGAGUUAGGUUGGUAUUUCAUUGUGGACCGGGAUCUGGGAAGAUGACAGAACAGUAUCAGUACACAUCCUGCCUGAUGCAACAAUACUAUAAAUCAGGGCCUGAGAGGUAGUUGAAGUAAAGAGAAUAUUCUGCUGCCUGUUACAAAAAAGAGGUUUCACAUACAAGGAUUUUAGGGCAGUUAUCAUCGAUUAUUUACUGUAUGGGUGCAUUACUCAUAACGUAUCCUUUAUUUAGUUUUUAUAUACCAAUGCUGGAAGGAUGCAAUGCAACUAGUUAUGGUGUCCUCUUUACAGUUUGGACAGGUCGGAGUUGGUGAUAAUGCUGACCACUGCUCUCCUGCACAAUUAAAGUUCCCCCGUGAUCAGAAAGUAGUUCAGAUUGCAUGUGGAUGGAGGCAUACACUUGCUGUUACUGAUCAGCAAAAUGUUUUUUCUUGGGGAAGAGGGACUAAUGGACAGCUUGGUCAUGGAGAGUCAAUUGACAGAAAUUUACCAAAAUUGAUUGAAGCUCUAAGCGCUGAUGGAUCUGGCGGUCAGCAGUUGCCAUCAUCUCUAGUUGAUCCAUCAUCAGGCAAAACCUGGGUCUCACCAUCAGAUAGAUAUGCAGUUGUUCCUGGGGAAGCAGUAAGUUCCAUGCUUCUUGUUUUUCAUUGUCUAAGAGGUUGCCAAUAGGGCCGUUACCAAUGCCUGCCUGACCUAGGAAGAAUAUUUGGAGCCUAUUCCCAUCACAUGUUACGUGGUCGCUUAUCUACAUCUUGGGAGGCCUAAUACACUUGAGUGCACUUGGUAGUAGUUGGGAUGAAAGGACACAUAUUUACCUUAGGAUACAUUGUAUAAUAGGAUUGAGGAAGAAAGCCUAGCGGUAGUAAUGUGGGAUGUUGAGAGGAUAAAGGUUCUUCAUGGAUGGCGGUCAAAAGAAUUUUUCAUAAAAACAAAUACCUCAGUUUGUUUUGACCAUGUCUUGUGAUGAAUGGAUGAUUUUCCAGGGUCAAGCAGAGAGCUCGAUGGGGGGUAACGGGAAUGAAGUAAGUGUUCCAGAGAAUGAUGUGAAGCGGAUACGCGUCUGACGUUCAAGUGGAGUUGUCUUAGUUGCAGCUCUAUCGCCCUACUCAGAGUGUAGCAGGCAAAGGCUUGUUACAUACAACGCUGGUUUUGAAUGCUGUGUUUCUCUUCUCAAGAGAUCUGUACUCGGGAUGGACGUAGUAGUUCUUUGUCAUCGUAUGAAUCUACUUGAACAUGGAUUACAUGUUGCACUCACGUUCUCAUAGCCUAUAACAUCUCUAUAUAUUGGUAGAUUCUUCCUACAUGAGUAGAGAUUCAUAUCAUGCAUAAGGAGAUAUAUAUGCAGGUAUCAUUUGAAGGUAUCCCUUUUGGCAUUUUGUGAUCAGUGAAAGAAGGAAAUCAUUUUUAGUUUUCAUCAUUUUAGGAAGUGUUUAGGUGGUAAGGAUGUUGUCGUCCUUAACGCGCCACUAUUGUCUGUUGGUGCGUUG
Molecule: messenger RNA, 2753 nt
Organism: Linum tenue
Lineage: Eukaryota; Viridiplantae; Streptophyta; Magnoliopsida; Malpighiales; Linaceae
Source: the annotation of a GenBank genome assembly